AGUUUGGGAAGGAGAACUUUGGAUGGCAAGGGUCUGGCCACCUCCUUGAUAUGGUGCUCCCCUGGAGUUCCCCAUGGGACAGUGUAGGGAGAGUCCCCCAGGCCACACGGAAAGGAGCUGGCCUUUGGAGGAAGGAGAGAAGGCAGUUUGUGCUGAAUCAGGAUGGUCCAACCAGGGGUGGGAGCUGGAGGCCCCAGCCCGUCCUGGGGGGUACUCGCCAGCCACAAGCGGGUCUCAGUACUGGACUGGGGCCCCUAAUGAAGGACACAUGGCUGUCCAUUCUCUGUGUCUAAGACAGGAGGCACAUGGCUGCCUGUGGAGAGUCCCCAUUCCAUGGGAGAGGCAGUUCCUAACUUCAGGGGGUCCCCUGUCAGAGAGAGAAGAUCUAUAUAGGGGAUCAAUGGAGGUAUCCCAAAUUCUCCAUUUUCCAGUGGUUGGGAAUGGAUGGAUUUGGAAACGGGAAUUGUAGACAAAUGGGAGGAAGGAGGGCUACCUAGGACAGCUUUCUGGAGGAAGUGGCAAGGAGGUCCUUGUCAGAUAAGGCAUUAUAACCCAGCGAUGGAAUUUGGUUCUUUCUAAGGGACAUUUUUCCUUUGCAUCUGGCCUUUGAGAAUGGGAAGAAAUAUUUAGAUCUUGGCCACAUGUCUUCAAGAAUGGCAGGAGGGUUCUUGGAGGCCCUGAACACCCCACACCUUAUUUCCUGCUGGGCCAGGGUAGCCAUGGUUGGGGCCGCCCUAAUGCUAGCCAGUAUGGGCCAACUCCCUUCCCUCCACCCCAGUCUCCUCCGGGCAGUGUCCUGUCCCCCAGGAUAGAGCUGAGAGGGAGGAGACCAGGGUCAGGCUAGAGCUCCUCCUCUUAACUCCUGCAUCUCAGUUUCCACAUCUGUAAAGUGGGGCCACUAAGAUUCCAAGCCUGGCCGGCUCACAGUGAGCAUAUGUCUGCGAAGUAACUGAAGAGGAGGAGUGGAUUGUGCGUGACCUCUCUUCAGCUGCAUGGAUCCCGCUUCCUUACCUGGCCUCCCACCAAACACAGUAACAAAACAGCCCUGUCCCUGCACACCUCUUCCCAGAACAUCUCCAUGCUUCGGAAGCUUGACUGUCCACUGUUCUGCCUCGAGCACUGCUCCCUCCCUCCCGAAUCUGUGUGUUUGUCAAGAACCGUGAGGUCCGUGAGCAGUGAGAUCCUAGAACAGUGGCCCUGCUGGUGGUGCCAGCUUCCUGAGCAGCUCAUGUUCAGAAAAGCAGCUCACUUGAGUCAUGGCUUCUUCAAAGCUCCGAGACCCCGCCGAUGAGGUUUUUGACCUGGACUUGGCUGUGCCAGAGACCGCCAGACUGGACAGCAGUUUACACAAGGCCCGGGCCCAGCUACUGGCCAAGGGCCGGAGACACCGGCCCUCCCGCUCCAGGCUUCGGGACAGCGCCAGCUCUGCUGAGGAUGGCGAAGGCUCCGAUGGGCCCGGAGGCAAGGCCCCAGGAGGUCCCAGACGUGCUCGUCUCGGGUGCAGCGGACAGUGUGCCCUCCCCCAGGUGACGGACGGCUGCGGGAGCCCUCUGCACCGGCUGCGCUCGCCUCUGCACGCGGGUCCGGGCUCCCCGGCCGGCGGCUCUUUCUGCCUGGAGCCUCCGGGGUUGCGCCGCAGCCUGGACGAGGACGAGCCACCGCCCUCGCCGCUCGCGCGCUACCGGCCCCUGCACAACGCCGCGUCGCACGAGGGCCUGGCCGGCGCCUCGGGGUCGCCGCCACGCUCCGCGCCCUCCUCCGACAGCUCCCCGAGCUUCGUGCGCCGCCACCCGCGCGCCGAGCCACACAGCGAAGAUGACAGCCGGGACACCAGCCCUCCUGAGCCCGCCAGCCCCACUAUCAGCCUGGAUAAGAAGACUCGCCGGAAGUUCCUGGACCUGGGGGUCACCCUCCGCCGGGCCUCCACUGGCAAGAGCCGGAAGGAGAAGGGCAGCAACCGCCUGUCCAUGGGCAGCAGGGAGUCAGUGGAGGGCUCCGGCAGGUCAGGGGGUUCACCGUUCCUGCCUUUUUCCUGGUUCACGGACAGCGGCAAGGGCACAGCAUCCUCAGGCAGCACCACCUCCCCAGCCUGCUCCCCAAAACACGAGGGCUUCAGCCCUAAGAAGUCAGCCUCCCAGGAAUCCACCCUGAGUGACGACUCCACACCACCUAGCAGCAGCCCCAAGAUCCCAAGCGAACCUCAAGAGGAAGUCAAGUGCUCCUACCCCUACCACACCCUGUCCCAGUCUUCAGAUGAGUUCCUAGAUGAGCCCCUCCCUGCUGUCCAGCACUGGACCAGCCAGCAGGUGGGCCAGUGGCUGCAGAGCCUGAGCCUGGAGCAGUAUGCUGCCGAAUUCGCUGCCCGGCAGGUGGACGGGCCGCAGCUGCUGCAGCUGGACGGAAGCAAACUGAAGAGCCUGGGCCUCAGCAAUGCGCAUGACCGGGCACUGGUGAAGCGGAAGCUGAAGGAGCUGGCGGCAGCCGCGGAGAAGGAGCGCAAGGCGCAGGAGAAGGCAGCCCGGCAGCGAGACAAGCUUCGGCGGCGUGAGCAGGAGGCCAAGAAGAGCUAGGGGUGGGCAGGGCACGCAGCACUGGGCACGGCACCCCCUGCUCGGCUCAGCUCGGCAGGCGCAGGCCUCACCAGGGAGGCUGGGCCUGGGCCGGGCUUGGGCUGGCCUGGCCUGGCCCACAUUCUCGGGGCACGUGCUCCUCUCCCCGUCUGGACCCAGAGUCCCCCGGAGGGAGACCCCAGGGGGAGGGCCCGAAAUAAACCCGAUUUCCAGGACUUGCUUGGCACAGAGCUCCUGGGGGAGCCAGAGGAAGGGGAGAGGCAGAGAGGCCCAGGCUGAAGCAAGCCUGAGUGCCCGCGGGUCCAGCUGACCCUCUGCCUCCAGCCAGGGUGGCGCUGGGCCAGACAUGAGCUGCAGCACUUGCCUGCCUGUGCCCUAGGGGUCCUGGGACAGGCCAGGGGCCGCAGGCUCCAAGAAGGCCGGGCGUCUUGGCAGGGGUAGGUGAGAGAGCUGUAUCCCUCUGAGGUGGCUGCGGGGUUCACUGGGCACUGUAGCUAGUCACAGCCAGGGUAGAGUCCCAACCAGCUCCUCCACGGGACAGCAGAGAGCAGCAGGGGGUGUCGGGGAGGGGUCCAGCCUCUGGGGACCUCUGGAGGGACAGGAGGCCAAAGACCCUUUCCCGGUCCUGCGGGUCCCUGUGGGUGGGAUGGCGCGCCCCCCCACACACCUGCCCUCCUGGAAGGGCUGUUUGGCACUUCUUUGACCUGCUGAGCCAGGUCCCGCUUCUCCUGCUCCCGCAGAGUGCUCCUGAGCCCUCUCUGGGGACACAGCAAAUGAGGGAGCUGGAGGGGACAGAGGGGUCCCCUCCCCACCAGCCUUCACCCCAGCCAGGCAGAGGCAAAAUCUGGGGUGUCACCUAGUAGCUACUGGAUUGGAGGGGCUCAUUGGCUGUCCCCCAUCUGCCCAGGCCACUGUUCAGCCUUAGUGCAGGCUCUGGCUCCCUAGCAGAGGGUAGAAUUUACCAUCAGCCUGGGGAUGGCAUCUGUCCUUUUUAGGAGAUGGCCAGAGACAGCGCCCAGGGCUGUGCUGACUAGCUGCUAGCUCCAUUUCCGGGGACACUGGUCAGUCGCUGGUGGGGCCUGGGGGCUUCUGAUAGGAGCCCUGUCCACCCCUCCCAUGUGCUGGAGCAGUAGGCAGGAUCAAUGCAUGCGGACACAUUCCUUCCUGCCCAGGGCUGUGGCUUAGGGCCAGGCUCUGUCCCUGAGAUCAGCCCUUUUUUCCCCUUGGCCAUCUGUGCAGAGAGAGGGACUUCAAAGGGACAUUAAGAUACAGAGCAUGGCACCAUUGGGCCUGGCGGGGAGGCUGGUCAGGAGCCAUAGUAGGUGCCCACCUGCAUGUGGGGGGAGGCAGUCCUCAGUUUCUCUCAAUAAACACUUACGAUGUGCCAGUG
Molecule: messenger RNA, 3960 nt
Organism: Heterocephalus glaber (naked mole-rat)
Lineage: Eukaryota; Metazoa; Chordata; Mammalia; Rodentia; Bathyergidae
Gene: Samd14
Product: sterile alpha motif domain containing 14
Biological process (GO): calcium-mediated signaling; neuron projection development; actin filament organization
Cellular component (GO): cytoplasm; actin cytoskeleton; dendrite
Molecular function (GO): actin filament binding
Source: RefSeq, a predicted model, not a curated record